Messenger RNA from Plodia interpunctella (Indianmeal moth), 3249 nucleotides. It is a transcript of the gene dgt1, whose product is annotated as KAT8 regulatory NSL complex subunit 2-like. The coding region runs from base 180 to 1685 and encodes 501 amino acids. Gene Ontology annotation, cellular component: NSL complex. NCBI's taxonomy places the organism in Eukaryota, Metazoa, Arthropoda, Insecta, Lepidoptera, Pyralidae. The transcript is spliced from 11 exons. The record is from RefSeq and is a predicted model, not a curated record.
CCUAGGUACAUACGUGGUUUUUCCGUGAAAGAAAAAAAGGAAAAUUAAAUUUUCGUCGCGUAAUUAAUGUUGCAUAACAUUGGAUAAGUUAAUUUAUUUCAAUUCAAUUAGUAAUUCUUCGUAUAUUAAUUCAUUGUGAUUGUAACACUCAGAAAUAAAUAUACAUAAUUUCAAUAAAUAUGUUUCUGAUAAGAAGUGAAAAUUGCCAAUAUUUGCAAGCGCAUAAUAUUAGAAUAUCCGAGCUUAAACCAUCGGAUAUAUCGAAAAUGUCGCAGCAGCCGCGCAAAAUGAUGCACCUGCCUAAAGUGAGGAUGCUCAGUCGAGGUCCUAGGCCCUCGUCGGGUAUCCGGAUCACGCACGUGAAGUCUAUAAAACCUCCAGAUCCGGAACUGGUUAAAAAGGCAGAGGAGGACAAGCUUCGUGCACAGCUACAGAAAGAAAUAAUGUCGCGCUCCCGCGCAUGCGCGUUCAAAGGCUACGACUGCACAUUACCAGUUGUCUCCGGGAGGCAGUACUGUUUCUCGCACAUCACUAGAGAUCCAACAGCGCCUUAUAGACAAUGCACACAUACGUACAGCGAUGGAGAAAGAUGUCAGGAGCCAGCGCCGAAAGAGAGGGAACAUCGCGAACAGAGCUUAUGUUUCGAGCACGCUAGGGCGGCAUUACAUAGCCGCCAUCGCGCCACGGCGCCGCCGCCUCCUGUAACUACCACCGAAACGCUGCUCAACCAGCUCCAGCAUUAUGUCAGGCCCGAACGCCCCCGAACUACUUCGUGCGCGUCCUCAGUGUCGGUGGUGAGUGAUCCGGCUGAUCAGGACCAAACAGCUCCAACGCCUGUCGAUCCCUUCAAGCAAAUCGACGCCACAGCCCAAAACGCCGCCUAUUCGGCCUCCAUAAUGGAGUGCUGCAGCGCCAGCGACAGUGACAGUGACAGCGUCAACAUGACAGAUUGUCACACGUUCGACCUGUCAGAUGCUGAAGACGUGCCGUGCGAGGAGCAGCCUCUAUGGCGAGCGGGAGUCUACACAGCCGAAGAAGCUGUAUGCGAAGCUAAGAACGUAUUAAAAUCGUUACAGUCAGCGUAUAUAAGGCAGAUGGAGAGGCUGCGCACCUUACUGCUAUCUGCGAGGAGGAAAUAUUUGACAAACCUUAAAGCUGAAAGGGAACAGUAUUGCAGUAUAAACGCCCAAGCCGUCAGCGGGCCUCUGUCAGCUCGUGAACGCCGUCAGCUGCGCAAGCUGCUGGCGUACCAGUCGUACAGGCGGCCGCAUGGUGUCAACGCCGUGCUGGCGAGGAAGCUAAACCACAAGAGAAACAAGCGCGACAACAACCCGCACCCGCGCAACCAGUCGCUGUCGCGCUGCGCGCACGCGGACGGCGGUCGCUGCGCGCGCGCCGCACUGCCGGCCGCGCGCCACUGUCUGCGCCACGUGCUGCACGACGCGCACCAGGUGUUGUUCGCGGCGUGUGGCGACACGCGCGGCCUGUGCGUGUGUGCGGAGCCGAUCCCCAAGUUGCCGCUGCCGUCCUCCGCGUGCCGCUACCACACCAACCCGCCCGUCUACACAGCGUUCACACUAAAGAAAGACGAAUCGGACAGCGAGACGGAGUCCCGCACGAGUGUGGACUCUCAGGACAUCCGCGAGCUGGAGGACAACCUACCCGCACACCCUGGUUACGACUGACACGAGGGAUAUGACGUCAUGUCAUACGGGCUCGAGUAGGGACCUUAAGGGCCCGGCUCCGUGGCUCCGUUGCGUCGACAUAGCACGUUGCCAAGUUUUGACAUUUAUGUGCGUCGACGUAUGACGAAUCUCCAUAUAAGUUACACGCUGCGUUCCUACAGUGUGAACAGUGAAGUGUUAAAGUGAACAGUGCAAAAGAAUAAGUUAAAUAGUAUCGUGUGGACCCUAAAGUGGCGUUAAAUAGGGCUCCAUAGGUCCUACAGUGAGAACAUUGUAAAGUAAAAAUGUGUUGAAAAUCAAGUCUGUAAAUCUAAAUUAUAUGUGGAGCGAUAUUUGAAAGUGCUACCUAGUGUUAGUUUUAAACCAUAGAGCAUCUUAUCUGUGGUAUAAACAGGAGAUUAGAAAAAUAUAAACUGGAACAUUUGAUAAAUGAUGAAUAGAAUAGGUACAUAUACAUUAUAAUAUUUUAAGUAGACUCCAAAUUGUCCUCUAAGGACUCACUGGGUCUGGCACAGAUUUAUAUGUGAUGCUUGUUCUAUAUGCUGCUGUCUGCGGCAGCUGAUGCUUCUUGGGUAACGGUCGAUUUUUAAUUUACACAUAUUUCUAUAUUGUUAUAGUUAGAAUAUAGAAAUAUUUCUAUUCAGGUCAAAAAUUCAAAAUACAAAAAAUGUCCAUGCAUUUUCAUAUGUGUAUAUUAAAAAAGAACAAGAAAUUGGUGACAUCAUUGGAAGAUAAAUUAUAAUCAUUCCAAAGAUAAUAGGUAUAUCAGCUUGUUGUAAAUAUAGUUAAAGAUAUUGUGGUUCUACAAAAAAUUUACGAUGUGACUGCGCCACGAAUUCACUAAACGUGAGAGACAUUAUUUUCAAAAUAAAUAAAUUCUCAAAAUAGCAGACUAUCAGUAACUGAAAAAGUACUAAAAGUAAAAGAAAUAAAUUAGUAGUUGCGUUUCGAGGCAACACUCGUGGGAAUUUCUGGAUGAGAAGAAGGUCAUUUCAUCGUUAUUGAAAGUUCCACAUAUUGAGGGACUUUCAUAGCUCUUCGAUUUCACUAGUUAGCUAUAUAUGUUAAUAAUAAAUAAUUGAAAAAAUAUGAAAAUGUUGAGAUGAAAGAAUUCUGGAAUCGAGUGUGAAUAUUAUACCAGAACUUUUUCAUCUCAUUUAAUUUUCAAUUUUUUUUAAAAAGCAUGUGUCACAUGUACAACAAAACCAUUUAAUUAUGGAUAAAUUAUUUCGUGUUUUUGUAUGCAAAAUUUGUUUACAUAUUCGUUAUCAGUAAGAAAUGACGCAUCAGACGGUAUAUUGUUUUUCGGAUUUUGAAAAAGAUUCACUGACUGAAUGACUUAAAUAAAUUAUACACAUUUUCAUUGUAUUUCAUCAAACUUUACGUGACAAGCUUUUAUUAGCACAAAGCAUUCUAAUUCAUAAUCUGAUUUUGUUAGAAAAUUGCCUAAAUUUGAGAAAUAUAAUCGCUUAAUUUUGUAAUUUCGUUGUAAGAACUCAAAUAUUGUAUGAAAAUCGUUGCCAUGUUACAAAUACUUGCAUAAUAAAAUUGUCUUUCUCUGAAA